This is a messenger RNA of Tigriopus californicus, 1569 nucleotides long. RefSeq lists its product as uncharacterized. Gene Ontology annotation, molecular function: sodium channel activity. Lineage: Eukaryota; Metazoa; Arthropoda; Copepoda; Harpacticoida; Harpacticidae. The coding region runs from base 51 to 779 and encodes 242 amino acids. Gene Ontology annotation, cellular component: membrane. Gene Ontology annotation, biological process: sodium ion transport. The transcript has 3 exons. The record is from RefSeq and is a predicted model, not a curated record.
AGACCAACACGUGGUACAAUGGAAAAUGUUUCACUUUCUUUGGAGAUAAAAUGUCUUCAAAAUUAAAUUCCUACGUCAGCAUUACGAUGAACUCGGUAUUCGCGGAGGGCAAGGGAAACUUUCGUGUAUUCAUUAAUGAUGUCGGAAUGGAAUUAUCCAUGGUAAAUCAGUGGUGGCUUACUCCCAACCUAAUGAUCUUUGACAUAGCCCAGGGAUCAUACGCGGACAUCUCAAUCGAGAGAUAUCUUAAAAGAAAAAUGCCAAUUUACAAUGGAUUGAAUGCUUCAUGUCACAAGGACUGGAACUCCCUUGAUUUUUACAACUGCUUAGAUAAACGCAUGGCGAAAGCCCGAGAACCUUUUCAUUGUCGCUCUCCGUUUGAUUUGGCCUUGAAUCAAUCAGCUUUGGCCAAAGAGAAGCCAGUUUGUACGACCUUAGAAGACAUCAAGUCUAUCAUCCAUGAGCAAACUAAGCAGUUUCGGGAUAUGAAUGAAGGCACCAAGAAAUGCGCCGAAAACUGCGAUGUGGUGUCCUACAAGCCAUCGAUUUCCAGCAGCAAGAUAUUUGGUCGGAAUUUCACGAAACUUUUCAUCUAUUACCUUACUUUCCAUACUGUUCUGGAAGAAGAGAUCUUAGCCUACAGUUGGAUGGGCACAGUGUCGUCAUUAGGAGGCAAUUUGGGUCUUUUCCUUGGAUUUUCUUUCUUGGGUGUCGGGUUAACCUUCAUCAAAAAGGUACAAAAGCUUAUUCAAGAUAAGAUAGCUACCCAAGUAGCCUAGUGGGUAAAACCAUUUAAGAUGUUGAAGACACGUGUUCUAAUAUAUUGAGAAACAUCUGGGACUAGAACUAUCUUGGGACACUAGCCAACACUCGUUGAAUCCAAUAUGGAUAUCUAGUCUUCGGGAAACCAUGUGUUUCUCAUUUGUAGAUCAAAUUGUUCAAUUGACAGUUGAAAGAUGAUUAUAUUAUCUUCAUUUAUUUGACAAGAUGCAUUUUCAACUUUAAUCAAUUUCGAAUCCUCUUCCUUACAAAUUUGAUUUUUUUUUUGCCAUCUUCGAACUAACGACCGGAUUGGUACGAACCCGAGAGAAUAUCAACAAAUAUUAAAAACUCACCAAAAGCAAAUGUAAAGUCCACGGAACUCUACUAUAUUUCAAUUUAUUUUUCCCGUACAAUCUGAUGUGAACUAUUCAUGAAAAAGAUGAUAUGAUGAACUUGUACACCAAACAUAUUUCUAUUGAGAUUGUGAACCAAUCUGGUAUCAAUGUAAUGCUCUACAAAUAAAAGCAACUUUGCACGAUGCAAUUCUCGCUGGAAAACAACUAUCGUACGCACUUGAUUCAUGUCCUCAAUCAAAUCUUGACACUUACCAAUCAGCUCAAAUAAAUGUUUUAUUCUGACUUUUUGAGACUUUCUUAAGCACUCACUGUUGAUUGCAAUCAUAUCAUUUCUAUUGGUGUUCUCCAUAAAGAAAUAAAAUGUCACGCACGUCAUAUCCCUUUUAAACUAACUUAACAAUAACAACAAUUUCCCCAAUUAAGGUAGCAACGUUGAAUCAGGCAAGAUUAA